Podarcis lilfordi (Lilford's wall lizard) is the source of this 19420-nucleotide messenger RNA. The record is from the annotation of a GenBank genome assembly. Lineage: Eukaryota; Metazoa; Chordata; Lepidosauria; Squamata; Lacertidae.
AUGACAACACCAAGGUAUCCAAACAGAAAGAGGUCUGAGGGGUGGAACACUUUCCUUACAACCUUUAUAUUUGCAGGGACUCAUUCCAGGGCCGAAAGGUCACCAAGAGGGAAAAUGAUAGGGAGCGUUUAUAAACUACAGAUGGUUUUUCUCUUUUAAAUACUAGACCUCAGGGUCAUCCAAUGAAACUGAGUGGUGGUACAUUAUAAGGAUGUGUACAGGUGCUGUGUUACCAGUUGUAUUACUGUAUUACUGGCUGUUUGGCCAAUAGCAACCACCAGGCAAGCAAGAGGUUCUUUGGAUUCCACUGGACGGAGACUCUUAGGUAAAGAAAAACAUCAAUUAAUUGGUAAACAUUAGCAAAGAAAUUGAUCAGCAACGUAGAAUAGAGUCUAAUAUAAAGCCAACAGUGACUAGAAUAAACUAUAAAGCUAGCAAUAUAACCAAUAAGCAGAAUGUCUUAGGCAACAAUAAUGAUAUUACAGAUAGCAUAGGUUCUUUGUGUCUCCCCAGCCAAUGAAGAUUUGGAAGGUUUAUCUGGGACACUUCAGGCUGGCAGGUGGUCAUUCUCUUCACAUUCUGGCAUGUAGUAUAGAACAGUGUAUCAAGAUCUCCCUGUCCCCUUCAGCUGCUGGCCCUUAUAUAGUCCAUAGUGAAGUUCUCAUGCCAAGCUGGCAACAGAUGUAAUUCAUGAUGUUAUUUCACUCCCAUCCUUUGAUCUGGCCUGGGAAUCGACACACGUGGGCAUGAGAGCCUUCAUUUGCAUUCUUUAUCUCUGUGGUUCGGUCAAAGUAAGGUUAUUUUCCUUGUUCCCAGUCAACUGCUUCCUCCUUCCUUCCCCUAUGCAGUCAAGUGUUUGAUAGCUGGCCAAGCCAUGAAGUUCCUUUCACUUCUUCUCAAACAGCCAGAUUCCUUAUAUUAAAGCUCCAGCUACAUUGCAAACCAGGAGCACCACAUUCUGUUUUAUUCCCUGGCAAUACAGGUGCCCUGCUCUGAUUCAUGGGCCCAAUUUAUUUAUCCAGAUCCAGAUCAUGAUCCAGAAAAUACAAUUCUUUGGAAAAACCCAUUUACUAGCAUAUCAAGGACUGCUAGCUCAGAUGGCUUUGAAACGGGAUUAGAAAACAUCCCUCUUUCUUUCUUUAAGAAACAGCAUCAGAUGUCAGGCUGGGUCUUUGCAAAAAGAAAACAAAAUGGCACACUUGGGGAGCCUGGGUAACAGCUUCCCCUCUACUUCUUUUCCAGGUCCAACUCAUGCUCUCCAAAGUCUUGCUAGACUCAAUUGGAUUUACAUGCAUCCAACUGAGACCAGAUCUAGUACUCCAUCUUUUCUGAUGAUCAGGAGGCAGUUAUAUAAUUAAAUGCAUACACCUUCCAUCAAGGAUGGGGAGCAUGUUAUUGGUCUACAACUUCUGUCAUCCCCAACCAUUGACCAUGAUGCCUGUGACGGAGGGAAUUGGCACCCAGGAACAUCUGAAGACCUCAAAUGAUAAUGAUAAUGAUAACAAUUUACUAUUUAUACCCCGCCCAUCUGGCUGGGUUUCCCAGCAACUUUCUGGGCGGAUGCCAGCAGAUUAAAAACAAAAUAAACAAAAUAAAACACCACACAUUAAAAACUUCCCUAAUAGAUCCCACACUAUCUAUUAAAUGGUGAACAUCUUACUGGAGUCCUGUAAACUAGAUGUCCAAGAGUUUAGAGAGGAAUAGGAUGCAAAAUGAGAAUGUGCUAUAUUACUUAAAAAAAAUUUUUAAGUGCCUUGGAAUCCAUAUGGAACAUUCUUUUGGUUUAAAACUGAGAUUGAUCCAGCAAAAGGAAAAGAGAGAGACGAUUCAAUUAUGUUGGACUCAACAAUGUCUUCAUGGGAAAGGAUUGUCUAAUAGUGAUAGAAGCCGCUUUCUACCUAAUGUGCUCAUAGUCUUAUUCUCCAUUUGUUUUUAUCUGAUACUAGAUUGUUGCUUCACAGACAAAACUGAGAGGAUGGAGAAGCCAGAACCCGCAAAGCCUGCAAAGCCCACAAAGCCCAAAAAACCCACAAAGCGUACAGCACCAGCAGAAGCACCAGCAGAAGCCCCAGCGGAGGCAGAACCACCUGCAACUAUAACUGAUGGUCUGUAUACAGCACAGUCAUAUGGGAUGAGGUUUCUCAUAAAGUAGAGGGAUGCACAAGAAAUGCACAGCUUCCGUCUGCUUCUUUUCCAGGUCCAACUUGUGGUCUCCAAAGUCUUUUUUGGGGUUUUUAAAAAUUUAUUUAUUUGGUUUUGCAAAUUAAAAUUUUACAGUCACAUAUCAAUAUACAAUAUAAAAACAAGAUUCCAGAGAAUCUCCUGGACUUCUCCCCUCGCCUUUGUGGGUCCUACUGUCAGUCAUUUCCUGCUGCAUCUUUUAUAAUAAUGCAAACAUUUACAUUUCUACAUGUGUAUCUACUUUAAAAAUUACCGUAUGUUCUUGUAAUAGGGCGUUAAGUGCACGACAACAAAAGUGAACAUUGUGAACUAUCAUACUUGACGAGAGACUUAUGCUCCAACCAAUGUAUUCAAACUCUUAUCCUCCAUGUUAUAAUGGCUUUUUGUUUCACAGACAAAACUGAAAGAGUGGAGACGCCAACACCCGAAAAGGGUGCAGAGUCCAUAAAUAAUGAAGCACCCAGAAAGGAUUCAGCAACAGCAGCAGCAGCAGAUGAAACUGGUGGUCUGUAUAUAGCACAGUCAUAUGGAAUGAGGUUUCUCAUAAAGUAGAGGAAUGCAUGGGAAAGGGAAGUUGAUGGAGGGACAGGCAGGGAGUGGAACCAGUCAUGUUGUGCUAGGGAGGAGUGCAGAGAAAAGCACACAAAGCUCUUUGGGUGCCAGAGAUCCACGAAGCCCCGUAGAAACCCCAGGAUUCAGUCCACUCUUUGCUUAGGCAGAAUGAGGCAGUUGCCUCAGGUAGCAGGUGCUGGGGUGGACAGAGAUGGGUAGACCACACAAGCUGCGCUGCACCUCCUCAGUUAGUCUGCUGCCCCAUCAGCAGCAUCGAAACAUCAGCCAAUGGCCAGUAAAGCCCAGCUUCUGUAUGUGGCAUUAUGUGUACAGAGGGCGCAUCUUGUCAUUUGUUUGGGGAGCAGAAAGUCCUUUAGUAACAAAGGCUACUGUUUUCUGAUCCAGAAAUUGGUCAGAAAAGUUUCCUCAAGCAGCAAGCCGUCUCGCUUUGCUUCCUCCACCUGCUUAUUCUCCCAAGUGCCCACCCCCUGAACAAUGGACUGUCUCUGGCUGAUGGCUGCCACAGCAUAUGGAACCCCUUUUUCCUGGGCUGGAAGUGGUAUGUUGGUUACUGAUGGUUAAAGCAGAAUUUUCUUUCUUCAAGCAUCUGGUUUUCAGAGCAUGGUUGCUUUCAUCACAUCUCCAACGGGUGAAAGAUUUGUCGUACUUGAGAUUUUCAUCCUCGCUGCCAUGACACUGCUGAUUUUCCUUCUAUGUAAGUACAUAAUUAGCAUACUUUGCAAUUAAUAUCACGGGUUUUCCUUCAAUGCCAAAUGGCAGGAUCCACCUUCCAUUUAUCCCUUUGAUCCCUCUUUGAUUUCAUGGAGGGAGUUACAGCUGUCACCCAUUGAGAGCAAUGUCACUGUUUUGUUCUCCCUGAAUAAGUUAGUUCCAGCACUUGGAACGGAAGUAUAGGCUAACACAAGUCCCUGGAACACCCUGGACAAUUCCCUUUCCCAGUUGCCAUUCUCUGCUCCUUUCCCAACUAAUCCUCAUUUGCUGGAAGAGAGACCUCAUUCUUGGUCCUCUCCAUCCUGCCCUCUGCUAGGGCUCCAGUCCCUUGAAGGAAAGUGCUUGGGGACAACAGGCUGCAGAGGAUAAGGCCAUGGCCAAAGUGGGUGGAUCCACAUCCUACAUAAAUAUCAAGAUAUGUGCAGGGCUUUUUUCAAUCGGAAUUCAUCAGGACUCAGUUCCAGCCCCUCUCAGGAUGGCUCUGUUGCCAAUCUAAGAGAACAAGGGAGAUAUUCAAGGUGAGUUUGGCACCUCUUUCUCCAGAAAAAUAGCACUGGAUAAAUAAACACAUGACCUAUUUGCCAAGCGAAUUCAUUUUUAAAGGGCACUCCAAGUAAGCAAAGCUUGGGGUGGAGUGAACCAAAUUAUCUAGGAAUUUGCAUAUUUUGAGCAUAUGGCAGGGCAUGAGGCAGCUUGGCAAAUGCAAGUGUGCAGGACAAAGAGGACAGAUGUAUCUAGACAACAAAAAAUCUAAAGCUUUCAAAGGAAGGCCAACCAUCUGAUGACAGAAGCAGCAGGCCAAAUGGAAACCGGACUUCAGACCAGCAGGGCAGCCACAAUCAAGGCAUAGGAAACACCAAUAUAAGGGCUGUGAGCAGAAAAUAUUAAUAGAACUCGGACCUCCGGGUUAGCGCCAUCGGCAAUGACGGAGUUCCUCUGACCAAGAGGAACCCGCUCCGUGAAAAUCGGGUCUUGCCGCCACGGCGAGGGCGGAGACCCUCUAAAAAUCCCAGGCGGAGGAAGCCUGGGAACGUGGAAUUCGGCUGACACCAGGAGCGCCUCCCCUACUCGCAGGGAAACCCUUUUUCGGGGAUCCGAAGCGACGUGGGGUGAGUGGCGCGGUGUUUUGAAUCAACCGCUAUUUUUACGGAGUGAAGCCGCACAGCCGUUGCCGGAGAGCGCUGACUUUUUCCUGUGGACAAUUGGACUCUAAAUAAGUAUCCGUGAGUAGAACGGAAAAUUGGAUUAAGAAACAUUGUAAUUUGGCACUGAAGCGGGAAGGCUCUAAACAGGAAGUCCGCCUCCCGUUUUUUGUAAAUAGAUUGAAGCAAAAACUUUGUAAGCUAAAGUCUGGAAAGUAUAAAGGUCUAAAGUAUAAAGUAUAAAGGUCUAAAUUUAUGUUUUUGUUGAUUUGAUUUUUUAUUCAGCCUUCUCCCUAAGGUCCUGGAACAUGUUACAAGUCAUUAUUUAAAAUUCAAUAUUAAAAGCAGUUUGACACCAAGUAUCCCCUCCCCCAGCUCAUCAGACUAGUAAGCUAGAAAACAGUUUCUUCAUUUCUUUUCUACCUACCUCCUCCUUAGAUCAGAAGGAAAUGAAAAAAAGAGUGGAGAUUGAAAUGGCAAUGAACAUGAUUCGAAACAUUGUUGUUGGGGUUGAUUCAAACUAUAAGGACAAGGAUGGUAAGCAUUUUAUAUACAAAUCCUCACUUUUGCUAGAACGUGUUUAGUUUAAACAAACUCCAAUUCCUUUAGUUCACUUUGGGAUUCAUAUUGUGUGAGCAAAACACAUAUUCAAGGAAACUCAUCACCCAAUAGAGUUUAUCACGGUUUCAUUGCUCAGCAGGAAGAAAAGCAGAUGGUUGUGAUUCUCACAUCUCCCCACUAGAAUUGCUGUCCUUCCCCAUCAAACUGCAAUUCACAAUGUUUGUGCUACUGCAAGAUUUUAGCACUGGCACAAGGAAACUUUGCCCCCACUUCUCCCUGCAUGCCAUCACCAAAGCUGCCACCAAAGUGGGGGAAACUUCAGAACAGAUGCAAAGAGAGGGAAAGGGACUGAAGAUUGCAUUGCACAAGGAGAAAUCCUUGCAGUGACGUAACGUCCUGCUUAGUUCUCUGUGGAAUGCAACUCAAUAUUCAUCAAAAAAGAGUUUGGGUGCCUGUAUUUUCUUAGAUUUCAGAAAGCAUAAUUGAAAACCGUAAAGUAAUCUUUGUAUAUUUGGCUUUACUGUGGGACUCGAGGCGGGAAUAAUAAUAAUAAUAAUUUAUUAUUUAUACCCCGCCCAUCUGGCUGAGUCUCCCCAGCCACUCUGGGCGGCUCCAGCCCAGAGUUUUGGAAUUGUUUUGUGACCCUGUGAUUCCCAGCAGAAAAGGAGGACAUAGGAGAGGAAGAUUAGAGAUACUUCGUGAGCCAGUUUCAAUAUGAGAAUAGGAUAGUGGAUUGCAUGGGUCUUUGGUCUGAUCCAGCUGCAGGAUUCUUCUGAGGCUUUUCAUUGGUGAUCUCAGCCACAGAGAAUCAAGUCUGUCCCCAUAUUCAUAAGAACCCCAUCCUGGAGCUCUGCUUCUUGAUUCAGGCUAGAGUGUUCCAAAAUGUUUGAAAAUGGUUUCUUAAUAUUUGCAGAUUGUUAUUUCAGAUACUCCUGCCUUAAACUGUUUCAAACCUUUAGACUUCCAAAUACUCGCUGCAGCUCAAAACUUAUCAGAGGAAAUGCGGUAUCUUGCCAAAAGAAAUGAUCAACUGCAAAAGGAAAUUGGUAAGCUACCCUAUGAUGCUGAAGAAUUGUAGCACAGUGGGAACCUGCCCUGAGUCUGCACCAGCUGAAAGGUGUGAAAACUCUUACUACCAGAGCAGAGUGGUGCCCUUCUUUGCACUUGGCCACCCUAGGGAAACAUCAGAGAAAUCCAGUUCAGCUCUCCUGAUCUGCUGAAUUGAUUUAGCUUCUAUGCUGAGGAAAGAAAAGACUGCCAUUCUUUGCUAUAGAAGAGACAAUCAAAACAGGUCAGCUAAAUGACCUGUCCUUUAUUAUAUUCACCCAUGGGAGACAGAUUCUUGAAUAGCACUCCCGAGGCAACUUCCACCAACUUGUUCAGAGAGACUGCUGGGAAGUGGGGUGGUUGGUGCAACAGCAAAAUUUCUCCCCAGUUGCACAAGCCCAUCAUCAGAAAGGAGCCCUCAAGCCCCCUCACAUAGUGAAUUGGCUCAUUGGCAUGUGGGUUAGAAUACCUGUGGACAAUAGCAACCCUCUCUCUACCCACGGGCCUGAUCUGUUGCCACAGCAAGUACUCAGACCGCCAAAGCUAGGUCAGGAUAGGGUCCUCCAUUUAUCUGCACAGGUAUCUAAGGUGGGCUCUCCUUCACUGGAAACACUACCUAAAUAGGUAAUGAAUUUUAGGUGGGUUCCCACCAAGCAAGACCCAGUGAUAACAGCAAGAACCUUUUAUUGAACUAACAGAACUGGACAACAGGGGCAAAGCAAAUGCUUAUAUACAUUUCUGAAGUCCUGGAUCACUCCCACUCUCAAGAUGAUUGGCUGUCUAAACUCCCAAGCUGAGAAUCAUAACUGAGAGUUUAAGGGCCAAUCGCAAUAGCCCAAAUCCUGAAAUGUCCUGUGAUUGGAUAUCAUGUAUUUAAUCAGAACCCAGCGGCUCAGAAUCCUUAGUGCAGACUCAAGCUAAGGCAAACACAGACCACUGAAUACAUAACACCCCUCCCUCUUAGGCACAAAACCGUAUCCCCGUCAACACACAUAGUCAUCAAAGUGGUGAGGGCAGUGCCUCACCCUCUGGGAGUGGUGAAGCUGAUUGCCUUGGGUUCUUGGGGAUGCCAAGGAAGCUGCAGCUGUUGUCGUGGGUGUCACUGAUGUCAUUGACUCUGCGCUGUCUGGUGGUGCAGUGUUGGGGCCCCAUUCCUCAGCCCUACCCUGGGCCACUGGGUUCUCAUAGGGUGCAUCAGUCUGUGAGCCAGGCUGAUCGUUCACCUUGUCCCUGUGCUCAGGUGUGGGAGCAGUGACUGGAGCUGGGGCAUCAGCCAGAUGGUGGGGUGUUUGGUCCACAUGCUGGCAGUGGACCUGAGCAUCUGGUGCGGCAGCCUUGUAGGAGCCUGGCCCAGUGCCCUGGUAACAGCGGUGGAGAGCAAGGCAGGACAAUCCCCAUAGUUCUGGAUGUAGACAGGGUCAUCAGGGGUGAAGGAACUGGGGGCCGCUGGAGCCUCUCAGCCAAGAGGUCGAUCAGAUGCCAGAUUAGGGUGCAACCAAUCCAGGAGUAAUGCCAGUUUCGAGUUCAUAAGGAGCUCUGCUGGGCUUCAACUAUUCAAUGCAGAGUUUGAAUGUGCUGCUGUAGCAGGAAAUCCACUAGCCAAUUGUUCCAGCCCCCUGGGCAAUCCAGUCGAAGGAUUUCGUGAUGGUCCUCAUCAUUCUCUAAGAUUGCCCAUUCGUUGAUGGGUAGAACGGUGCUGCUGUGACAUGCCGGAUUAGGUCGUAGGCCAUGAACUUCUGUAACUUGGCUGACAUGAACUGUACUCCAUGAUCAGACAUGAUGUUGUCUGGCAGGCCGUGUAGGGUGAAGAAAGACCUGCAGCAGGGCCCAGAUGACAAUCCUGGAGGUCAUUGCUGACACUGCCACCACCUUGAGCCACUUUGACAAGGAGUCCACAAUGAUGAAGAAUGUCUGACCUUGAUAUGGGCCAGCAAAAUUAAUCCGGAGUCUUGACCAUGGUGUGUGUGUUAUCUCCUACUGUCGGAUUGGGGCCUGAGGCAUGUCUGGUUAAGACUGACAGUGCUGGACCCACUCUUCUACUGCAGAAUCAAUGCCUGGCCACCAGAUGUAGCUACUGGCCAGAGCUUUCAUAUGGACAAUGCCUGGGUGACUCACAUGGAGAGCCUCCAGCACUUUGGUCCACAGCUUAGCAGGGAUCAUGACCCGGUUUCCCCACAAAAGGCAUCCCUUGUGGACUGACAACUUAUAUUGCUGGGAGACAAAUGGGGAGAAUUCUGCAUCAAGGCAACCCACUAGCAACCCCCUCCACACCCAGUUGAGGACUCGAGAGGUGGCGCGACGCUUCACCAAGUGUGUGGCGACAUUCGUGGCAUGGAGCGGCAGCUGGGGCAGAGUCUCUAGCAGCAUCACACUGAGGACUGGAGAUGGGUCGGAGUCUAUGCCUGGCAAAGGCAGGUAGCUUAGGGCAUCUGUGUGGCAAAGACUCUUGCCAUGGUGGUGGUGCAGCACAUAGUCAUAUGCCUUGAGAAAGAUGGACCACCUUAGCAUCCUCAGGGACAGGAUCUGGGGCGUCUGCCAUGCAGGAGCGCAAAGGCCCAGCAAAGGCUUGUGGUCAGUCAUGAUCGUGAAGUGGUGGCCAUAGAUGUAGUCAUGGAACUUCUUCACUUCUGCCACAAUAGCAAGGGCCUCCAUUUUGAUUUGGGUGCAAUUGCAUUCUGUAGAUGACUAAGUUCUGGAGUAGAAUGCAUUGGGGGCCUCCCACCCAUUUGGCAACUGGUGGCUGAGGACUGCGCCAAUUCCAUAUGGAGAGGCAUCACAGGCAAGCACAACGGGCUUGGUCUCAUCAAAAUGGGUAAGGACACUGUCAGAGGAGUGCAGGUGUUUGACAGCAUUGAAAGCAGCAUUCUGAGCAUGGCCCCAGAUCCAAGGAGAUUUCUUGUCCAAAAGCCAGUGCAGGUGCUCCACGAUUGCAGCCUUGUGUGGGAGAAAGGAGUGGCGUGAUUGGAUAUCAUGUAUUGAAUCAGAACACAGUGGCUCAGAAUCCUUAGUUCAUAUUCAAAUUCAGGCAAGCACAGAACACUGAAUACAUAAUAGGUAAAGUGAUUAUAAAAUAGUUUAUAAAGCUUUAGAUGCGAAAGCAGAGAAGGGGAACAAAUGCAGAUUGCGUCACUUAUACAUAAAAACAAGUGAAGGAUGGUCAGCACCAAACACACAUUUCAUGAGAGUUGUAUAAUGCCAUUUCCCCUCUUUUUCUUUGACGUUGGGAAAAAUGAUUGCCUUUAAAGAAAUUAUGCCAAAAUCAGACCUAAACCCUGAUUGAAAUGGAUCUAGAAAAUCAGUUACCUCCAAGAGCACCCGGAUCUGGUCCACGACUACCUACUCAAGAACCUUGCCCAGGAAGUAUCUUUACUUUAAAGAUACUCUACCAAAAGUUUUAGAAAAGAUACGGGAAUUUGGGCAGGUCACAGGUUCUAAAUUAAAUUUCAAUAAGACGAAGGGACGCAGGUGGCGCUGUGGGUUAAACAACGGAGCCUAGGACUUAUCGAUUAGACGGUUGGUGGUUUUGGUUAAAAAUAUGAUGGAGAAAGAAAAAAAGAUUUACAACAGAAAACAGAUUUAGUUAUACAUAAAAAAGGAAAAUAUCUAGGAGUUUUGUUAACAGCUAAGAAUACUAAUUUAUAUAAGGACAAUUAUGAGAAGGAAUGAAAGAAAUAAAAGAAAGACUUAGAGUUAUAGGGAAGAAUGAACUUAUCAUUUUGGGGAAGAAUAUCUUUGAAAAAAUGAAUGUACUACCAAGAAUGUUAUUCUUAUUUCAAUCAGCCCCGGUAAUAGGCAGUGUCGGAUACUUCGAGCAAUGGCAAAAGGACAUUUCCAGGUUUAUCUGGCAAGGGAAGAAACCAAGGAUAAAAUAUAAAUUAUUAACAGAUGCAAGAGAGAGAGGAGGUUUCUCCCUGCCGGAUCUGUAAUUCUAUUACGAAGCAUCCUGUUUCUGCUGGCUCCAGGAUGCUGGAUCACGCUGAAAAGUGCAGACAUUCUAGAUUUAGAUUUAUUAUCUAUUCUAGAUAAUAGAUUUGGAUGGCAUGCUUACAUAUGGUAUGAAAAAGCAAAGGUUCAUAAAGCAUUUCAGAAUCAUAUAAUAAGAAAAUUGAUUUUCAGCGUAUGGGAAAAGUAUAAUAAUCUAUUUGAGGGAAAAAACACCCUGGUGGAUUUUCCCUUUGGAAGCAAUAUCUUUGAGAAAAGUGAACAUAAGAGCCAUAGAUAAUUGUAAACUGAAGUAGAAAAUCAUUUAAAAUUAAAAGAUUUUUAAGAGAUAAGAGAACUAGCAACAGAUUGGCUAUAGUAUUUGCAAGUGAAUGAUAUCUUCAAGAGAGCUUUUAGUGAUACGAUAUCAAGAUUCCAAAAAGAACUUUUAGAAAAUAGUACUAAAACAUCUUUCCAAAAUGUAUAACCUGCUCCUAGAAUGGCAUACAAAGGAUGAACAGGUUAAAUAGGUUAUGAUAAACUGGGCAAAGGACUUAGGACAUAACAAAUAGCAGAUUGGGAGAGGCUAUGGAAAACAGAUUUGAAAUUCACAGCAUGUUGUACGAUGUAAGAAAAUUAUAUGAAAAUGAUGUGUUGGUGGUAUCCUACAAAGUUAUCUGAAAUGGAUAGAACAAGCUCUAAAAUUUGUUGGAAAUGUAAAGAGAAGGAGGGUAGCUUUUAUCAUAUGUGGUGGUCAUGCAAGAUAACAAAGUCUUUCUGGGAAGUGAUAUAUAAUGAAUAUAUAAUAAUAUAAAAUGAAUUGAAAAAAAUGUUUAAAGUAACAUUUGUUAGAAAACCAGAAGCAUUUCUGUUAGGAAUCACAGGUUCUGAUAUUCCAAAAGACCAGAAAGGAUUGUUUCUGUAUGCGACAACUGCUGCAAGGAUGCCACUAGCCCAAAGAUGAAAAGAAGCAACAGUUCCGAGCAAGGAAGAAUCACAAACUAUGCUGGACUAUCCUGAAAAGGCAAAAGUGACUGGCAGACUCAGGAAUCAAGAAGAUAGUGACUUUAAAAAAGCUGUACCCUCCCUGCUAGUUUGUAUCAGCCACAAGGGGCAGGGGCCAGAGUGCAAGUGGUUUUCCUGACCGAUCCAAGCACCUUGUCCGCAUUCUUGAACCAUACUGACUGAAACACAGCCAUCACAAUGGAAACAGACUCUGCUCUGGACACCCUUCGAGAUUCAUCUGCUGUAAUAGAAGGGUCAAGAUGCAAGCAAUUUUAUCCUCCAAAUGCUUUGCAAACAAGUCACAGAAAGCUGCUUUCAGUUCUACCAUCUCCAUCGGGCCAGACUGUAGCAGGGCCUGCACUACCUGGGAAAGCUCUGCUGGAUGGCACAAUGGAGGAAGCAAAGCAAGCCUUCUUUGUAGCCUUUACUGCCACUUGUUAGGUUCGAGGAUGAGCCCUUACUAGUAGUCGAUUGCAUUCAACCAGAGUUUCUUCCACACGCGUUCAAGCCAUCUCCCAGCUUCUUUCUUCACCCUAACCUCUGCAGUAUACCAGGGGGCAAAACAGGCUGCAUGAAGCGGGAGAGGGCACUCAGGGCCAAUUGUGUCAAUGGUCCAAGCCAAGUCAGAGGGCCUUCUGGGUAGCUGUGCCCACACUGUGGCACUCCCUCCCACCAGAUGUCAAGGAAAUAAACAACUACCUGACUUUCAGAAGACAUCUGAAGGUAGCCUUGUUCAGAUAAGUUUUUAAUGUUUUGUGUACAAUUGUGUUUUAAUUUGUUGGAAGUCACCCAGAGUGGCUAGGGAAAACAAAAAAGCAUGUAAAUGAAGGAGUAGUAGUAGUAGUAGUACUGAAGUUGAGGCUCCAAUAGAGAAGACUCCCUGGAAAAGACCCUGAUGUUGGGAAAGAUGGAGGGCACAAGGAGAAGGGGACGACAGAGGACGAGAUGGUUGGACAGUGUUCUCGAAGUGACCAGCAUGAGUUUGACCAAACUGCGGGAGGCAGUGGAGGACAGGAGUGCCUGGCAUGCUCUGGUCCAUGGGGUCACAAAGAGUCGGACAUGACUAAACGGCUAAACAAAAACAACAACAGUAGUCGGUUGUGCCAGAGCUUGGUCAAAGCUCAGCAGGAGCACCAGUCAGAUCAGCUGGAAAAUCCCCCAGAGUCAUUUGGAAGCUCACUGGAUUCAUCCUGCCAGCUCAGGCAGGGAGACAGCUAGGCAGAAAAGCGGGUGGUAAACCAGCAGAAUCCCUCAUCUGUCCCAGUUGCCCAAUAUCAACAACACACUCUAGAGUCCCCUUUCCCCUCCACAACUGAACAGAGAGCCUGGAGAGAGAAAGAGAAUUUUGAUAAACCACAGCUACUCCCCCUUCCCAACCUUCACGUUGAAGGAAUGGGUUUCCCAAACCCAAAACUGACUGUGCAGGCAGUUUGAAACUGCACCAAAAUCCCUAUUUUUCCUUAGCUAAAAUCCAUUAACUUGAGCUCUGAGCUCAAUGUAUAAACAAAAGCGUGGCUGUAUAAACAAGUGUUCAGAGCUCUCUCCUUUAUCAGUUUGUGAUGGCAAGGAUGACCUUGGCUGUUCAGUAGAACACGGAUGACACAUCUAGGUUUUAUCUUACGUCCUGGACACACUCUGACGCACAGACCUAGUCUGGGAACAGUGCCAGAGUGUGUUCUUGGAGUUGGUGACCUCUUGCUCCAAGAUAAGAGUAUAAGAACAGGAAUAUCCUUUUAUGGUCAGAAGUACAGGAAGGAAAACCCUUUUAUGGUUAAGAGUAACCAGAGCAGGAACAUCUGUGAUGUCAACCUGCGUGUACAAGCUGACGUGCUUGGAUUCCUGGGGAAGGGGGAGAGGGUGCCUGGAGGAUAUCAAUACUGCAUGAAAUCUCUCAUUUCUUUGGAAUGUGCCUUUCUGCUGUUCCGGAGAGCAGAAAUAAAGAACUCUUUUUCUGAACCAACCCUCGGUGUCAUUUGACUUCCUUCCUCCCGUCCGGGAGCAACGCAGAGCCCACCAAUCGGUAAACUCUAAUAAGGCUACAACGUCUGCCCUAAUUGUGCCCUAAGUAUCCAGGUGGAAACAAGUGGGUGAGGCCCCUGGGGUUCAGAUAAGGCCUGUGAGGGGACUUGCAUCUUUUGUCUAUUCCCUCAAAUGAAAGGUUCUUCACUGUGCUCCCUGUUCCAGCUAUGCCCCUCCCACCGGGUAUUUACUGCAGCAUCAUAAAGUGGUUGAAGAGUUAACGUUGCUCUUAUUUUAAUCUUUUUGAGCUUCCUAGAUGAGUAUAUGUUAUCAUGUGGCCACAGAAAUGAACUUAACAAAAAUAAUUGAAAUCUGCACAGAAAUACAAGUUUGUUCCCCUUAAAUUCCCUAUCUUGUUUUCUUUUUCUCUUCGUCUCGUCCUCUGGCUUAACUCAAAGACAUCCUUACUAGAAACUUGAAAGAUGGCUGGGUUAUAUUUUCAAAUGCAUUCUAUCUGUUUUCUGCUGAGCUACGCUCAUGGAUGGAUUCCCAAAAAAAGUGUGAGAGGGAAGGCGCCAAGCUCAUUUCUAUAGAAACAGUGGAAGAACAGGUGAGCAUCAAAGCCAAGUAUUGAAAAAGGUAGGGGAUCUCCUUGAGUCAAAGGGAUCCUAUCAUCACUAUCCAAUUAAGAAGUUCCAAUACACCUAUAUGCAGCCAAGACAGCAACUCCAUCAGUCAAGCUAAGGGGUGGGUGGGGCAGGGACCAGCUGCUACCAUCUGGGGCUAACUAAGGUUUCUUAGAACCGCUGAACUCUAAUAGCCUGAACCUGGCAGUCAGGAAGGAGGUCUUGAAUGAAGAGGAGGAGUAGAUACCUGAGGGGAAUCUAUCCCUUGGAUUUCCUGUAGAUUCUUCCUCUGCUCUUUGAGAUGUACUGAGUGCUUAGAAAAAAGGCUUCCCUCACCACCCUAACCUUCAGGCAUGAGAGUAUCAUGGGGAUGACUCUAGAGGAGCUUGCAAGGUAUAUCCCUCUCCCAGCCCCUUAGCCCAGGCAGAGGGGCUACUGGGGUGCUGCAGAGCCCAGACAUGGCUGAGACCCCACCAUCAGCCCAUCAAGCAUACCACAACCAGACUGAUUCCAGUGUCUCUGGAACCAACAAACAAGCAUGGGUACCAAAUUUGAGUAUUUGCUACACAGGUCACUGUCGGUUUCAAAAUGAACUGUUCUAUGGCAAAGUCAUUUAUAGUCUCUGGAAAUUUUAACUCUGUGUCAUGACUGGAAGACAUAUGUAGCCAGUAUUGGUGAGGGCAGGUGAAGUUACCCUUCACUACAAUAUUUCAUCUUUGGAAUACUUCCUUGAGUUCAUCAAUCAUAAGCAUCAUCAUAGUUUGGAUCAGGGGGACAAUAGCGCAUCCUCCAUACAAAAUUAUUCUUGGUACUUGAUGCAACCAUACUUGGAAUACUAUGUAUAAUUUUGAUCAUUGCUUCCCAAAAAAAUAUGGAUUGGGUCUUCAAUUGUGACACCUGCUCCUUUUGAAAUGUUUUUGUUUUAUGUCUGUUCAAUGUCUGCAAAGGAUUAUAGUCUCCCCAAGAAAGGGAAAUUGUCUAGAAAGGUUUUGGGAUGCUCCUCAUUCCUACUGAAGAUUUUCUGGUUUUUUUUCCUCUCCAUUCCUACUCUAGUUUUUUAUAAACCAUCAAGUAAAAGGUCGUAGAAAGUUUUUUUGGAUUGGACUCUUUAAAGACAAGGAUUUGGAAUGGAAAUGGCUGUCAGGGAGGCUACCUGAAGACGAGUAAGUUUUUGAAGAAAUAUUUGCUAAUGGCAUGCAUUCCAAAAAGUUGCAGAUUCUGUUUACAUAAUUGAUCCUUUCCCUCUCCAAAUAUAUUUUGUCAUGUAAUAUUCUCUACUACCAAAGAUCUGCAUAUGUACUCCUCCACAUCAUUGUCCAGGUGAGUGACUGCUGCUUCUCACUAGGUUGGAGAGGCAGGAAGGCUCCUCUUCCUGCUUCUCUAACCUAAUGAAUGUGGUAAUUCAGAAGAGGAAGAAGGCAUCUUUUUAAAUGGUUUGUGCUGAUUAGCUCAGCUUCAAAAGGACUUGUAGGGACCUAAAGCUGAGCAACACUCUCUUUAGGAAAGUAUUUCUGCUGUUAUCUGCUAAACAAUCUGAAUAACCAGCAAUCUCAAACCUAAAAUAAUAGUAGCAGAUGAAGUAAGUGUGUAAGAGAGGGUAGUUCAUGUCACUCUCUUGGAUAGAAUCAUAGACACAUAGAAAUUUAGAGUUGGAGGAGACACCAAGGGUCAUCUAGUCCAACCCCUGCAGAGCAGGGAUCACAACUGAAGAAGCCCUGACAGAUUCCUAAUUGUUUUUGCUGUCAGCUGGCAGUUUAAGACAGUUCAAGGUUUCCUUUAAGUAUCUAACAACUCUUUUCAACCUAUGUUGAUGGAUGUACAAGGUCAGAGUAAGAUCUCACUCAUCCACAGCUUGGUAGUAGAAGAGCGAACUGGUCUGGCAUUUUUUACCAAGACUGGAUUAACAGUCUUCUGCUGCUCCAGAGAAGCGGACACGGAGCAAUGGAUCCAAACUACAAGAAAGAAGAUUCCACCUAAACAUUAGGAAGAACUUCCUGACAGUAAGAGCUGUUCGACAGUGGAAUUUGCUGCCAAGGAGUGUGGUGGAGUCUCCUUCUUUGGAGGUCUUUAAGCAGAGGCUUGACAACCAUAUGUCAGGAGUGCUCUGAUGGUGUUUCCUGCUUGGCAGGGGGUUGGACUCGAUGGCCCUUGUGGUCUCUUCCAACUCUAUGAUUCUAUGAUUCUAUGAUUCUAUGAUUCUAUGAUUCUAUAACAGAGGGCUGCUUUAAAUUUGGCAAGGUCUCCUAGAUCAAAAUCUCCCAAUGUUGUUGUUGUUUAGUUGUUUAGUCGUGUCCGACUCUUCAUGACCCCAUGGACCAGAGCAUGCCAGGCACUCCUGUAUUCCACUGCCUCCCACAGUUUGGUCAAACUCAUAUAAGUAGCUUCAAGAAAACUGUCCAACCAUCUCGUCCGCUGUCGUCCCCUUUUCCUUGUGCCCUCCAUCUUUCCCAACAUCAUGAUCUUUUCCAGGGAGUCUUCUCUUCUCAUGAGGUGGCCUCAGCUUCACAAUCUGUCCUUCCAGUGAGCACUCAGGGCUGAUUUCCUUCAGAAUGGAUAGGUUUGAUCUUCUUGCAGUCCAUGGGACUCUCAAGAGUCUCCUCCGAUACCAUAAUUCAGCCUUCUUUAUGAACCAGCUCUCACUUCCAUACAUCACUGUUGAGAAAACCAUAGCUUUAACUAUACAGACCUUUGUCAGCAGGUGAUGUCUCUUCUUUUUAAGAUGCUGUCUAGGUUUGUCAUCGCUUUUCUCCCAAGAAGCGGGCCUCUUUUAAUUUUGUUACUGCUGUCACCAUCUGCAGUGAUCAUGGAGCCCAAGAAAGUAAAAUCUCUCACUGCCUCCAUUUCUUCCCUUUCUACUUGCCAGGAGGUGAUGGGACCAGUGGCCAUGAUCUUCGGUUUUUUGAUGUUGAGCUUCAGACCAUAUUUUGUGCUCUCCUCUUUCACCCUCAUUAAGAGGUUCUUUAAUUCCUCCUCAUUUCUGUCAUCAGAGUUGUGUCAUCUGCAUAUCUGAGAUUGUUGAUAUUUCUUCCAGCAAUCUUAAUUCCGGCUUGGGAUUCAUCCAGUCCAGCCUUUCACAUGAUGAAUUCUGCAUAUAAGUUAAAUAAACAGGGAGACAAUAUACAGCCUUGUCAUACUCCUUUCCCAAUUUUGAACCAAUCAGUUGUUCCAUGUUCAGUUCUAAAUGUAGUUCUUGUCCCACAUAGAGAUUCUCCAACUUUGGCUGCAAAGAAUAUGAUCAAUCUGAUUUCAAUGCUGCCCAUCUGGUAAUGUCCAUGUGUAGAGUCGUCUCCUGUGUUGUUGGAAAAGAGUGUUUGUGAUGACCAGCUUGUUCUCUUGAUGAAACUCUAUUAGUCUUUGCCCUGUUUCAUUUUGAACUCCAAGGCCAAACUUGUCAGCUGUUCCUUUUAUCUCUUGACUCCCUACUUUAGCAUUCCAAUUCCCUAUAAUAAGAACAUCCUUCUUUGAUGUCAUUUCUAGAAGGUGUUGUAAGUCUUCAUAGAAAUGAUCACUUUCAGUUUCUUCAGCACCGGUAGUUGGUGCAUAAACUUAGAUUACUGUGAUGUUAAAAGGUGUGCCUUGGAUUCGUAUCGAGAUCAUUCUAUCAUUUUUGAGAUUGAAUCCCAGUACAGCUUUUGCCACUCUUUUGUUGACUAUGAGGGCCACUCAUAGAGCCACUUCUAUGGGAGUCUUGUCCACAGUAGUAGAUCUGAUGAUCAUCUGAACUGAAUUCACCCUUUCCUGUCCAUUUUAGUUCACUGAUGCCCAGGAUGUCAAUAUUUAUUCUUGCCAUCUCAUUUUUGACCACAUCCAACUUACCAUGGUUCGUGGAUCUUACAUUCCAGGUUCCUAUGCAAUAUUUUUCUUUACAGCAUUCUUCACUUUCCUUUCACUUUCAGGCACAACCACAACUGAGUGGCAUUUUGGCUUUGGCCCAGCUGCUUCAUCAGCUCUGAAUCUACUUGUACUUGUCCUCCACUCUUCCUCAGUAGCAUGUUGGACCCCUUCUGACCUGAGGGGAUCACCUUCCAGCGUCAUAACUUUUAUAUGCCUGUUGUUUUUGUCCAUGAAGUUUUCUUGGCAGGGAUACUGGAGUGGCUUGCCGGUUCCUGCUCCAGGUGGAUCACGUUUAGUCAAAACUCUCCACUAUGACCUGUCCGUCUUUGGUGGUACUGCAUGGAAUAGCUCAUAGCUUCACUGAGUUAUUCAAGCCCCUUUUCCACAACAAGGCAAUGACCCAUGAAGAAGGUUGCACCCAAUACCAACCACUAAUCCUUUUUGGCGAAAGUAUUGAGUAAACUUUACAAACGGGCAGUGGAGUUGUAUAAUACUAGCUGGGAACUUAAACCCUGUAUGCCAGUGGUUCCCAGUUAGCUAAAUACUGCAGACCCCUUGUUUUUCAAAAGCCAAGCCAUGGGCCACCCUACCUUUGAACAUUUUAAUAUCUCUGUGGCAGUUUUUGUUAUUUGAAUGGCACCAAGAAGCCCCUGGGUGGGUGGUUCAUGGACCACCAAUUGGGAACCACUGCUGUAUGUGAUCUUAGACUUGAUCAAAGGGCAGAUCUCACCCAAACAUCUCAUGGGAGUAAAAAAAAACCUACUACACCAUUACUAGUAAUUUCAAUUUAAUAGAUUCAUAGAGAGCUUUAAAAAAGAGGGAUUUAUAGAAUACAUUUAUCACAGAAUUUUAGUGCUGUGUAGUGGGACUUGAUUCAGUACACAAUGGACACUGGAGAAUGCAAGGCCUUACCAGAAUUGACAAUAAGUGUGGGGCUAGGGUGAUAUCUUUAUCAACUAUGGAUAAUUGAUUAGAGUAAACAUAGAAUCAGCAUGUAAGAUUUAGAUAAGAUAUAUAUGUGAGAGAUAUCAUAUCAUUUCAGACAACCGUAUAAUGGCUUUGUGGUUAUAGAUUAUAUUUUGUAUUUCAUUUGUAGACAUAGCUAUUUUUGUUUCUGUAUAGUGUCAUUGCUAUACUCAUGCAUGGGGUGGGUGAUGGAUGUGAGAGGAGGUGGAUGAAGGUGGAUGCAAAUCUAACAAGGUUUUAAUAUGCUCACAAUAAUUGCUACUGUGGUAACUCUGCUAUCAGAAAGUAAGGAUCUCUCUUUCAAAACCCUCUCUCCAACACCCACAAAAGUCCAGAGCAGAUCUGAGGAGGAUGUGGGUGCAUAUGGAAAGGAGAGAGGGCCCGUUCUGUUGCAGAAAUGGAAAUCCUGGCAAUAGCAGAAGUACUGCAUUGGAUACUGCCCAAACUAAAUUCACUGAAAGUUCUUGUGUGUACCUCUGAGCCUUCCAAAGUGACUCCCUCACUAUUUUGUAGUUUCCUAUGAGAAAUCACUUCAUAUAAAAAGAAAAGAGACAGUCUUGACCCACAGAUUUUUUAAAAAUUUGGUUAGAAUUCUAAAAUCUGGGGAGAAAAAUCCAUUCCUAUUGUGGGUAGAUGUUAAGAGAGAAAGAGCUGAACCUCUUUUUAAUGGUAGAAGGCACGGGAAGUGGGUGAGGAAGUAGACAUCCAAUCUUGAUUGAUCAGUGCUGCUCUUUUCUUUUCAGGUACUGGAUUUAUUAUUCGCUACAUGAUGAAUUCAACCAUGACUGCACUGCAAUGACCUUUGAUUGCAUUGAUACUUGCUGGAUGGCAUUAGAAUGUCAUCUACAAAUGCCAUAUAUUUGUAAGAAGGUGCCAGAUGAUGCUUGGCUCUAA